GUAUACCUUGCCCCUCUCACUCAUCAUCACUCUUCAACCGCAUUCAAGCACUUCGAAUCACCGGAUUCUCUCUGUUCUAAUCAAAUGGCGUUUCGAAAAUUAUUUUCGAAGCGUGCUGUGACCAACGAUUAUAGAGUUGCAUCGCCGGCAGGAGGAGCUCUAGACCACUCAUCACCAAUUAAAUCUCUUACAACACCCCAAAAUAAUGCAGCAUCCAAAACGAAACUAUUUAAAGAGUUUCUCACUGGAGAUUCCGUCGAUAUAGGGUUUUUCCGGCGUUUCCUUCACCGUAGAGCCAUUAGCCAGUUACCUGAAUUCAUGUCCAUGCCGGUGGGAGAGAAGUUAAGAGAAAAGCUCAUUUCCGGUGACCGGCUCCACCUUGAUGGUCUGACUCCUCCGGAAGAGAUCGCUGGAGAGGCUAAUAAGUUCGGGAUUUCUGUUGAGAAUGUGAAGAAGAUCUUGAGGUUUUCUCUUGUGGAGAAGUUGAAGGCCAAACUUAGAGAGAUUCCAAGAGGGUCGAUUUGUUAUUCGGAGUUUGUCAAAAUUUGUGUUGAUGAGUGUGGAAAUGAAGGUCAAGGUGUUGAGUUUGCCAAGUUGCUUGAUCAGUCCGGAAACGUCAUCGUUUUAGGAAACAUUGUGUUUCUCAGGCCUGAGCAGGUAGCGAUAUCAGUGGAGAAUAUGAUAUCCCAGGCCAUUGCAGCUCCUGAUGAUCCGAGAAGAAAACACCUUGAGCAUAUGGAGAAACUAAAGGUGAUAAUUGAUCAGAAGGCUAGAACCCAGGUCCGAGGAGAGCUUUAUUGUGGGCUGGGCUUUCUAACGAUCCAGACACUUGGGUUCAUGAGGCUCACCUUCUGGGAGCUUAACUGGGAUGUCAUGGAGCCGAUAUGUUUCUUUGUCACCUCCCUUCACUUCGCAAUAGCCUAUGGUUUCUUCCUGAGAACAUCCACUGAGCCCUCUUUUGAAGGUUACUUCCAGCAACGCUUCAAGGCCAAACAAAAGAAACUCAUGAAGAUCCAUGGUUUUGAUGUCCAAAAAUAUAACCAACUUCGCAAAGUUUUUUACCCUAACCUUGGUUAUGGUUUACCACAAUCAGAAUAUUACAAACCCGGGCACCAUUAAAACAUGUAUGCAAAUAUGUUUUUAUGGCAACAAAAUUGUGCAAAUGUAUUUAGGUUAUUAUAACAAGAUUGUAGUUUAAAAAUAA
Populus nigra (black poplar) is the source of this 1204-nucleotide messenger RNA. RefSeq names its product calcium uniporter protein 4, mitochondrial-like. Gene Ontology annotation, cellular component: mitochondrial inner membrane; uniplex complex. NCBI's taxonomy places the organism in Eukaryota, Viridiplantae, Streptophyta, Magnoliopsida, Malpighiales, Salicaceae. The transcript is spliced from 2 exons. Gene Ontology annotation, biological process: mitochondrial calcium ion homeostasis; calcium import into the mitochondrion. The record is from RefSeq and is a predicted model, not a curated record. Bases 85 to 1119 code for a protein of 344 amino acids. Gene Ontology annotation, molecular function: calcium channel activity; uniporter activity.